This is a messenger RNA of Xylaria bambusicola, 2384 nucleotides long. RefSeq lists its product as uncharacterized. Gene Ontology annotation, molecular function: cysteine-type peptidase activity. Gene Ontology annotation, biological process: proteolysis. The coding region runs from base 60 to 2366 and encodes 768 amino acids. Lineage: Eukaryota; Fungi; Ascomycota; Sordariomycetes; Xylariales; Xylariaceae. The transcript is spliced from 4 exons. The record is from RefSeq and is a predicted model, not a curated record.
CACGAACAAAACACUACACUUUUCCAAACUCUAUAACCCGCCCCCUAUCUAAAAUAACGAUGGCCACCCCUUGUAAAAUACACAGAUGGACCGCCCCCAGCACACCUGAAGUUGAACGCCUCACUCCUGACCGACUGGCCGACAAAUAUAGGGCUGGCAGUGAAUCACUUGAUUCCAAUACGGCCCAAACUGUGGUCUCCUUAUUACGCCUUCCAGUAGUUCUUACUGAGCUUCUUCAUGUUUCCAGCGAGCUCGUGGAUACAGAGACCUUGAGCUUAUUUUUAUCUCAGCGCCCUUUUUCUGAUAGGUACCAACUCCUAGAUGUACUCGAGAAACUUUACCAAUGUUGCGGCAAUCUAUGCGCAGACAGCCAGAAGACACCUAGAAGCACACCAACACCGCUUUUUAAGAGCAGCAACGAGCCUGAAAAACGUGUUGAAAGCCAGCCAGGCUAUUCUAACAAGGUCCAACACGUCGAUUCGGAAUCCAACAGUAUAGCCGCUAGUAGUGAUCACCAGCCCAAAGACGAGCUCGAGAAUGAUUUCAUAAACAAUACGCCAUCUCCUGUUGAAUUUGAAGAACAUAUGUUGGAUCCUAACACUAAAGCUGCCUACGAGAACCUAAGACCACAUGAGCUUAGGGACCAAGGUUUUAUAAAUCCUGUCGCUAUACAGAAGGAUUGGGAUAUUAGUCCGAAAUAUGAGAUCGACAGCAUGUUCAGAUGUGAAUCGAUAGCAGCUCCUUCUUCUGGAACAGAGGAUUCUGCUCAAUCUGAGCUUGUACGGGAGACGAUCGAGAACCCAAGCACUGCGAGAGAGCUUCCGGUAACACAACUACGAACUCCUUUGAAGACUCCUUUGAAAACUCCUUUGAAGACUUUAAAACGCCACGAUAUACUGGCACCAGAAGAUAACCCAACCACAAGCUAUGAUCAACCUAUUCAGCGAAUGAUAGAGCAAUCUGCUACCGAAUUUGCUAGGUCUAGCCUGGAGGAAAUCGAACAAUUGCAGUUUCCUAUGGACUCGAUAAAAACCUACAAGAGCCUCCUUGGUGCUUUGAAAGCAACACAUCAAGUACGAGCCACAUGGUCGAGCGGCUUGGAAUGGAGUUCUAUCGUGGAAUCGGGAUUUGCCGAACGACACAAGAGCUCUAUUCGCUAUGCCUUGACCGCGAUUACGUUUGCUCGAUGGCACCGUGGCCAAGCCGAUCUCCUAUCUUCGUUAUCUCCCACAGAGGCGGCGCAAGAAGUCUCCAGCAGGAUCCUCGGACCAGUACCCAAAGACGCAGGCGAGAAAAGGGCGCGAGAGAUUCGUCGCAAAAGACUUGCUACUCAUUUAACGAGGGGUAGAAUUUGGGAUGAACUGGUGUCUACAUUAGGCUUUGGUAUUCUUUUUAGGGAUGCGUGGAAUCUUGCCAAAUCUAAAAAGCAUGUCAUAAAGGGCUUGAUCUCUCAGCUUGAACAUGACCUAAAAAAGAUGGAUAUUCUUAAGCUCUUACAAAAGCAGAUGGAUGAGCUUUUAGAGACCGGACGGACAGACCCUGUCGCUUUUAAGCAAGCUCUAGAGGGCCAGGAAUUACUCGGUACCUCAGGGCAGACCUCUGAUAUUUCUAAAGCAGUGAUCUCGCUUCAAAGAGAUAUAAAAAUUUCAGCACCUAGCAACAUGCUUCUGGUUAAGAGCACCGAAUUCCGUUUUAACAUCAAAACACUUGAUCGGCUAAACGGAACAGAAUGGUUCAACGACGAGCUUAUCCUGCUCUGUUUGCAUUUGGCUGAUAAACUACCAUAUGUUCGCGUUGGCUUUUCUGUUCCCGUCCACCAACAGGAUCGACCGAGAAAGAUGGUAGCGAAGCCAUUCGAGAGGGCCGCGCGGGUCAUCGAGGAAUGGAAGAAGGCGGAACCGGAUCAUAGCCUUGUAUGCUUUUUCCCACUUUUUCAGCAUGGAGAUCACUUUAGCCUCCUUGAAGUGAACUACAGAGAUAAUGCAAUUUAUCACUAUGAUUCACUUAGGAAAGGGAUCCGCACAGAGAUCAAGAAAGCAUGCAAAGAUCAAUUUCCCGGAUUGCAAUAUGUUGAGCAGACGGCUCCCCAUCAACUUGAUACUUUCAGUUGUGGCCCAUUGGUCGUUACAUCUGCGUACUACCGUAUGCUAGGCCGAACAGUUGUCUCUAGAGAUGUUACGCUCCCAGAUGCUACAGCGAUAAGGGCUGCUGCUUUGAGUCUGAUAAGAACGGCCUGGCAUGACAAUAUUUUAAUCCCGGUAGAACAGUCUACGGGAAGGAAACGAACGGGCGAGUCAGUUCACCAGAGGCAAGGGAAACGGCAGAAGACGGAUAAACCGGCCGAAGUUGAAAACCUAACUAUCUAGAGACGCGAUGGACUACCC